AUGGCCGCCAAUUCCAGUCCGUUCGCCGGCGCCCCCGCCGAGACCUCUAACGAGGACGAUCCCGCAUCCGCAUCAGAUACACAGUUUUACAAGUAUGACGACUCGAAUUCAUCCGCUCUUCCUGGUCAUCCUCACGAUGUCGCUUCCGGUCAUGGCCAUCUUUCAGAUUCGAAACCGAAGGAGCCUCUUCCCAUGCAGAAGCGGCGCCGGGUGACUCGCGCCUGCGAUGAAUGUCGUCGCAAGAAAAUUAAGUGCGAUGGGAAACAGCCGUGUACCCAUUGCACAGUCUAUAGCUAUGAAUGUACAUAUGAUCAACCCUCGAACCGGCGACGAAACCCUGCUCCGCAAUAUGUCGAGGCACUCGAGAAUCGUUUGCAUAAAGCCGAAGCCCUUCUCCGCGUGGUUCUGCCCGACCUGAACCUGGACGAUCCUCAGUUUGACGUACAUGCGACCGAGCAGAUGCUCGGCGCCAUCAAGAAGGAGAAACCGCAGCCGCCAAUGCCAACCGCAAGCGCCCCUAAAACGUCGACCGCUCCCGAGCCAACAACGGACGCAGCGGACGGUGGUGCCGGUGACGAGUCGCUGUUGGAGUCUAUGGUUGAGAAUUCAGGAUGCCUGGACUUGGAUGACCAGGGUCAUUGGGAUUAUCAUGGACAUACCUCCGGUAUCAUCUUCCUGCGACGAUUGCGCAAGCAACUUGGGGCUUCAGACAUGCCGGUCCCGUCGUUCCGAACACGGGCCCUCUCUCAGAUGUUGGAUAGUCCCAAGUCGACGUCCGAGUCUCCGUCGGAUUCCUCGCUACCCCCCACUCACGAUCUGCCCUCCCGGGAUGUUGCACAGCGUCUGUGCCACCACGCUUUAUACGAGGGCUGUUCUCUUAUGCGGUUCGUGCAUGAGCCCAGCUUCUUUGCCAUGCUAGAUCGAAUAUAUGAUACCCCUCCGGAGCAGUUUGGAAACGAAGAGAAUUCGUUCUUGCCGCUUCUGUACAUUGUCAUGUCUGUUGGUUGCUUGUUCUCAGAUGACGGGGCUGGUACCCUGGAUAUUGCAGGUUAUGAAGGCGCUAUUGGUCAAGGAUUUCAAUAUUUCAAGGCUGGCCGGCAACUCCUGGACAUCACCGAUUGCCGUGAUUUGACCUCGUUACAAGCGGUUUGUUUCAUGGUCCUGUUCUUACAAUCCUCCGCCAAACUAAGUACGUGCUAUUCGUAUGUGGGGAUAGCGCUCCGGUCGGCUCUGCGCUUGGGCCUGCAUCGCUCUGUAGCCGCCGACUUCAACCCCAUCGAGCGAGAGUUGCGGAAACGCAUUUUCUGGGUCGUACGGAAGAUGGACGUCUACGUGAGCACCCUGCUGGGGCUGCCCCAGAUGUUGAGCGAUGACGACAUCGAUCAGGAGUACCCUGUGGAUGUUGAUGGGCAGUUUAUCACCAAGGAUGGUAUUUUGCCUAUGCCGUCGGAUUAUACGCCCUUGAUGGCAGGGGCCAACGCCCACACUCGGCUGUCCAAUAUCAUUCUUAAGGUGGUAAAGUACAUAUAUCCGGUGAAGAAUGCUCUGCAUCCGUCCAAGUCGGAUAUGCGCUACAUGGUGAGUCAUUCCAAGAUUCGCGAAAUCGAGCGCGACUUGCAGACCUGGAUGGAGGAACUGCCUGCGGCUCUCCGUCCAGGAACGGAGGUAUCUCCCCAGUUAGAACGUAUCCGACAACUGUUGCGCAUCAGCUAUGCUCACGUGCAAGUUGUCAUGUAUCGUCCCUUCUUGCAUUAUGUGUCUAGCGGGUCACAAGCUCGAGGUGUGGACCGACGGUCAUACGCUUGCGCCGCUGCAUGCGUGAGCGUCUCACGAAAUAUUGUCCAUAUUACGACUGGCAUGCACAAGCGAGGGUUGCUCAAUGGGUCCUUCUGGUUUACCAUGUACACGACCUAUUUCGCCAUCUUGUCGUUGAUCUUCUUUGUGCUCGAGAAUCCCGACUCGCCGACGGCUAAGGACGGUGUUUUGAAAGACGCCAUGGAGGGCAAGAACACUCUGGCCGGACUGGCGAAGAAGAGUUUGGCGGCAGACCGCUGCUCGCAGAGUCUUAAUUCUCUAUUCAAGAACCUCCCUGAGCUCUUGAAAAACCGCCAGAGCUCGGUGAAGCCUGUCAAUCUCAAGCGUCCAGCGCCGGCUGCUGUCUCUCGGCCUGCUGCAAAUGUGAAGAGUCAGCAAUCUGCGCCCGAGAUAGCGCCUCCGCAGAGAGCUAGUACGUUCCCGCUGCAGCUACUGAGCCGACAGUCCAAGGCCGAGGCGAGCAAUACACCGAAGAGCUUGGACGAUAGCCAUAAUUUUGGCAGUGGUAAGAUGUAUCAGAGCCAAGUCAAUACCCAAGUCAGUACCCCAACUUGGGUUCCGUCAACCCCGGAACCCCCUACCGACACCACCACGACGACGCCCGAAUCCCUUAUUGCCGAUCAAGCUCGCGUAACGACUACGGCAUCUCCAAUGCCGGGGAUGCAUUCGCGAGAGCCCUCGUCGGGGCAAUUCUCAGCACAGCAGUUGGCCAAUACCGGAAAUUUGCCGGACCUCAUGCCUAUCAUGUUCCCUUCCGACGAUCCCUUUGCUUAUCCCACUCAACCAAUGUCCACAUUGGAAGAUGACCAUUUCCGCGUCGACGGACUGGGCCUACAGUCAGCGAACCAGUUCGCAUUCGACCCGUCAUCGCAGGGGUUACCGUCGUCGACCUCGAAUGAUUCAGCAAUGGGCGCGGUGUCCACUCCGACGUUUGACAACUUUGGCACUUUCCCGCUUUUCAAUAAUGGAACUUCAGCCGGCAUCAAUGCCACACUCCCGCAUCGUGUCGCACCGCAGAAGCAGCAGGCCAUGAGCCAAGCGCGGCUUCAGUCACCCGUGUCGCAUAGCUCGACUCCCGGCAGCGGCACUGAGGCGGUCAACAGUCCCGACCUGGUGUCGAUCCCCAACCAGAACUUCAUGUGGCAAGGGUACAACUUCCAGCCACAGGCAAUUCCCCCGGAUUCGUCAGGGCCGCAGCAGGUACCGACGACAACUGAAUCGCAGGGAUUUAGCAUGGGAAUGAACGAGAAUAAUGAAAUGGGAGCGGGCAUUGACAUGGGUUUUCUCCCUCUGGACGAUAUCUUCGGCGAUCCAUGCCGACCAAACACACUCGCCAACGACGACUGGAUUCAGUGGAUGAAUGUGGGAAGUUGA
Aspergillus fischeri NRRL 181 is the source of this 3189-nucleotide messenger RNA. RefSeq names its product putative C6 transcription factor (Mut3). NCBI's taxonomy places the organism in Eukaryota, Fungi, Ascomycota, Eurotiomycetes, Eurotiales, Aspergillaceae. Gene Ontology annotation, cellular component: nucleus. The record is from RefSeq and is a predicted model, not a curated record. Gene Ontology annotation, biological process: positive regulation of transcription by RNA polymerase II; DNA-templated transcription. The transcript has 4 exons. The coding region runs from base 1 to 3189 and encodes 1062 amino acids. Gene Ontology annotation, molecular function: zinc ion binding; DNA-binding transcription factor activity, RNA polymerase II-specific; sequence-specific DNA binding.